This is a messenger RNA of Blepharisma stoltei, 2553 nucleotides long. The record is from the annotation of a GenBank genome assembly. Lineage: Eukaryota; Ciliophora; Heterotrichea; Heterotrichida; Blepharismidae.
AUGGAAUCGUUUGUAAUAGUUCAGGAAUCUAUAAGAACAUUUUUCAGCUACAACAGCUUUGAGUUGGAAAACCUAUUAAAGCAAGCAAACCCAGAAAUUUUUGAAGUAGAAACAGGAUGUAAGAAGCCUAAUAUCGAAGGCUUCUUUACUGAUUUGCCCAUCCAAAACUCUUCUGAAAUUUGGAGAUAUUUCGACAUGCUUAGCUCUAUUUGUCUCCAUGAGUGAAUAAACAUUCGCCUGGAUUUUGCAGACAUUUUCUCACUGCUCGAUAUAGAUGAGUAUUGCUGGAUUCCUUUGUACUUACUGAUUUGGUAUCGAGAUCCAAACAAAGUGACCGAACAAGUCAAACAGAAAAUACAAAGAGUAGCCAAUGAAAAUGUGCUUUUUAAAUGAUGCUUUACUGAAGAAAAUGAAGAUUAUGUGCAAAUAGAUACUCAAGGAGAGCGAAGAACAUACUUCUUACUGUUUAUGUACUUUAUGCAAUUUCAUAAAGAAGGAAUGAAAUCCUGAAGGGUUUCGUAUGAAAAAGUGCUUUCAAUUUUGACACAAUUUAUUAAGAGCAUUGAAUCAGGCUCAGAUUUGCAAAGUUUGGAUGUAACUUUCUUUUACUCAUUUAUUAAUGAAUUGAAAGACUGUUAUAAGGAUUUUCUUCUUCCAAGUUGUGCUGAAUGGAUUUUGAUAAACCAAAGAACAAGAGAGCAUUUGGAAUUGUCUUUAUUGGUUUUAUUUAAGAAAGAAGUAAGUGAAAUUGAAGCAAUUAAGUACGAUUUAGAAGGCAAGAUCAUUUACUUCAAACUCAGCAUUUCAGAUAAUAUACUAUUACGCUUUCUACGCAAAAAUAAAAAAGAUCCAGAUUUAUUUAUAAAAGGAAUUUUAAGCAAAUAUUAUUUAGACAAGGAAAGUAUGAAGGUAAGUAUGGCUCGGAUGUUAAAUUUUUUAAGUUACUAUAUUGAAUCUGAUGACUCUAAUCACGGAUUUUUUAUUUUACAAGAAAUAAAUCCAAAGAUACUAAUCGAAGCUGAAGGUAUUCUUUUUGAAGGGCCACUUCAAACAAUUGUUAAUUACCAGCUCACGAUAACACAUAAAAAUGAAAAGUUUUUGAGCCAAUAUUUUAAAAGUAUUACUCCAAGUGACUACAGUCUUUCUAAAUGGAAUAUCCAUUUAUUUUUGCUCUAUGUUUACAUGAAUACAAAAAAUAAGCAAAAAAGAGAAUUAUUGGCUAUAAAGUAUAUGAAGCAAUUCAUAAAGAUUUUUCAUGUGAAUAUAAAUACCUGAGAAAUAGCAGGUGAAAUGGCAAAAUUAGUCCGGUUAUGCUAUGAUGCUAUUCCAAAUUUGAAAACUGAAUUAAAUGAAAUAAUUCAUGAGAUAUCACAAAAUCUUGAAGAGCUACCUGAAGAUGUCUUCUAUUUUGUAUCCAAAAUUUCAAAGAUGCGUCCUGAAAGUAAUGAAUUUAUUGAAGGAUCCUCCUUAGUCAAAGAUCUUUUUACGAUUUACAAUAGGUUUUUGGACAAUCCAAAUUUAGAUUCAUUGUCUUUUUUGGAGUUAGAAUCAAGUGAAUUUAUUGAAAAAAUCCUUGGAAACUUCAACUAUCAUACAAUUAAUUUCCAGGAAUGUGCGGAUACAACAAUAAUGAUUAAAACUCUUAUCAGCAUCUUUAAAGAAGAAGGACUAUUGAAGGUUAAAUAUAAAUUGCUUAAUUCAGAUAUCAAUUUCUAUGUUAAUAUCCAAAAGAAAAUUAUUGAAGAGUUCAUGAAUUCAUUUGCUUACAUAUCUCUGCUAAAAUCAUCAACUGACACAUUAAUUAAGCAAUAUCUGGUAUCACAUUUCAGACGUUUAUUUGAUUGCAGUUUAGAUGGAACAGCAAAUGAAAACUAUGUAAAUGAGGCAAAUCAAAUAGCAAUUAAAAUGAAAAUGACUCCUCCAGUGCUCAUACCUGAACCUUCAUUGUCUAAACUUAUGAAUAUAGCUAGCUCUCCUGUAGUAAAAGAAGCGUUCAAAACUCUUGGCCUUGAUCAAAACCUACGCAAUUAUUUAAGGCAAGACUAUAAAAACAGAAUUUAUUUCGCUAGCGUCCCUGAAAGUAUUUCUGGAAUAACUAUUUUUGGCGGAACAAUAUUGAUUCAUCCUAAGUGAAGUGAAAAUACCCCUAUAUCUCAGUGUGGACUAAAAGUUGUAUUUUUACACGAAUUGGCUCAUGCUGUUCGUAAAGAAAACACUCCUGGCUGCUAUGAUAUAGGCGUAAGAACUCCUGAGUCUAAAGGCCCUAUUUGGAUAGGAGCUCCAGGGGCUCUUAUUGAGUUAUAUAAAGAAGAUAGUGAAAUGUUAAGCGAAGGUGGAGUUUGGCUAGAAACAGUUCUAUUUGGUGCAUUUUUAAAAAAGUUGUCUGCCGAGCAAAUUAAAUUUUUAAACUGUGAUGCAAAUUGAAAUCAAAAACUCAGUAAUUUCAAGGAAGAGCUAAACAGUAAAUAUCACCAAUAUGAUGGAGGAUUAAAUUUGGCGAGAGGAUUAAAUUGCAGUAUCAAUUUAGAAAGAAUUGGUCAUGAUCGAAUGUAA